Molecule: messenger RNA, 429 nt
Organism: Macrosiphum euphorbiae (potato aphid)
Lineage: Eukaryota; Metazoa; Arthropoda; Insecta; Hemiptera; Aphididae
Source: the annotation of a GenBank genome assembly
AUGUCAGAGGGAAAUAAGGAACUAGCUGUUGUUAAUGAUUAUAAACAUAGAUUUGUUGGUGUUCGCAAAUGCGAUCAACUUUUAAAGUGGCGCUGCUCUUCUGACAAAAAUUGCACCACUUUUAUUUUUUCAAAUUCAGAAAAAAAAAUAGUUCUUGACUCAAAAGGUGAACAUAAUCAUCCGGAUGACACUCCUAAUAAAAUAGAAAAACAAGUACUCACAGAAAAUUGUAAACGACGAGCAGAGGAAUCAGUUUCUAGUAAACCUUUCAAAAUUAUUUAUACGGAGUUACUCCAAACUCCAGUGUCGUCGGCAAUAAGACACCGUGUCAUUAAAUCCGUAAGUAAAGUAGUGUAUGAUCAACGAAGAAAACAUUUUCCUGUACUUCCAUCAUUAUGCUUUACAACAACUGAGGAUUUUAAAAUCUGA